GGUGAUCUGGAGUGUGCCUUUAUUGGAAUGUAUGUGGUGUGUCCACUGCAGGGAGACGAACAACAAAAAGCAGAGACACAUUAGCGAAUGCUACUAGAAAAUGGUCCAAACACCCACAUUCCAAAACCGCAAACCCCCCACCAAACCCAAACUCCCAAGUGAAUCCAUCCAAAGCCGGACCCGACGACGACGGACAUAUCUGAGUGAUUCCGAUGUAUCCAGUCUAAGUGAUAUUGACGUUUUUUGGGGUGACAGUGAUGAGAGUGAUGAUGAUACCCGUAUAUCGAAAGGAGAGGUACCAAAGAGCAUUAUACGGCCCUCAAAGCAGACUCAUAAAAGGGAUACCACUACAUCGAUACAUACUCGUACACCCAAACGACGGAAAUUAGGUUCAAAUCCUACCCGCCCAUCACUCAACAGCUCACCUCUAAAACAAGCGCCUGUACCGCACCCGCAUGCACACAAUGACACGCAUCCGCCCGUGCCGGUAGUACCUUCCACACCCAUCCCUACCAUUAUCCCAAAUGGGAUCCCACCCGCCCCUUCAACUUCCAACACUUGCGACACACCCAACACCGCCCAUGUCACGCAGAGUAAACCCAAACGUGUAAGAUUAGGGCAAAAACCCGUUCCUGCUCUCCGAAAUGCUGAAAAUACGGUAGAACGCGACGUCAAGCGAGAUGAUAUUAUCGGGCAUUUGAAGGGCCGUGUUGGAUCUGAAGCGACGUUGGGGAAGCAAAAGAAGAUGGGUCGUGAGAAACUCAAGGUGGGAUCAGAUGGUGGUAGCCACGGCGCGAAUGGAUCCAAUAAGGGUGUUCUUGGGGAUGAUAAAGAGGGAGUAGUCAAGAAUGUGGUGGAUGAAGCGGCAGGGACUGCCAAGGAUGACAAGGACGCAUCGGUCAAAUCUGGUCUGUCAAAGCGUGCCAAGGUGGUCGCGGUGGGUAAUGAGAGCACAAGCGCGAAAUCAGACGGUGUGAUCCCCCCAAAGCGAUCGAGGCGGAGUUUGGGCGUCAAGGAGGUUGAGCACGCCGCGCAGAAUGGUACCAGCGUCACUUUGAAUGGAUGGCCCCUGUUGGUCCAUGAUAAAACAGACCUGGAUCUUCAAGUACAAGCAUUUCCAUGCAAGUCAGGCAAAUACGGUCAUUACGACCGCUGUCGACCCUGCCUCGCCAAAAAAGGGGAACCAUGCCGUUUUCAAGGUAUGCGGGCUUUUCGCAUGAAAGACAAGACUCCCAUCGAAGACCCGUACUUUUUCUCAGACAAGCCGAUGGAAGAUGUCAACGUUCCCUCCAUACCCCACUCUGGAAACUUUCCACCAUUGAGUGAUGCAACAGCCUAUAAACUGUGCUUGAGCUAUACGGCAUUUCGCGAAUGCAUUGACAGAGAGCUGGCCCACAUCACAGCCUAUGCGUCAGGCAACCGGACAACCGCGUCCCUUCACUGUAUCAAACGCCCCAUUCCGUUGACGAGGCAAACUUGUGAUAUCUGCGAGCAAGGAAUAUACAAUACGUAUUACAUGUGCACUAUCUGUGGGAGGGAUAUGUGCCUUUUAUGCGUUGAAGAAGGGUGGGGUGUACCGAAUGGGCAUGCAUCCGAAGCGGUAACGAGCACGGUAGUCAAAUCUUUCAAAGACACAGACAACAAACCGACAAGCGUCAAAAAUCCAAUAAUGGUUUGCUCAUUCAGACGAACGCACGAUAUGCGUAAUUUUCUGGUAAUUAGUCGAUGGGAUAUCGACCAGAUGACUCGAUCAAGGGAUUGGGUCAAAGGAUGGAUGAAUCAGCAUGCGAAUCGCAAAUUGGGCAUCAACGGGACAGCAGCACCCUCGAAUGGAAUUGACGCGCAUUCGGAUGAACACCUCAAUGGGAAAGACAACCAGAUGCCGAACGGUACCACCCAUAUCCACUCGGCUGAAACUGCCAAUAUAAAGAUGGACGACUCGUUUGACGUUGACAGCCUCAUCAAUGCACCCCACCCAGAUCUAGUCAUUAUCCCCUACGAACAGCUUACGGUCCCUCUCUUCCAACACUAUUGGCGGCAGAGGAAAGCCAUUUUUGUAACAGAUAUGGCAAAUAGUGUAACGGACCACUGGAAACCGCAAGUAUUUGAGGAUCUUGCUGGCGAGGAAAUUGCUAGUCUUAUUGACUGCAAGUCUGGUAAAAUACACUCUGAGUCGCCGUUAGCUUCCUUUUUUAAAGGUUUUGGAAAGAGAGAAGGAGACGGAACCAUUGUUAAGCUAAAGGACUGGCCAAGCGACAUGCACUUUCGAGCAAAAUUACCAAAACACUCUACCGAUUUCCUUGAUUUGAUCCCUAUACCAGAGUACACUCACCCCGAUGGAAAAUUCAACCUUGUUUCCCAUAUUUCGGAAAACGAUGUCCCACCGGAUCUUGGUCCUAAAAUGUAUGCUGCCUAUGGCUAUAAUCCGGAUCAGACGGGGGGUACCACGAAUUUGCACCUUGAUGUUGCGGAUGCUGCCAAUGUUUUGGUGUCGAGUCAACGACAUUGGGUUCCGCCCAGUACCGAGCCCCCUACCACUGCUUGUACUUCCUCACCAGAAAACAUUCCACCCCACAAACUCGAAGGCGCCAUUUGGGAUCUCUUCCCACCAUCCACGCUUACCAAUCUCCGAUCCUACCUCCGACACCACUACCGUCACCCCACCCACCCACACCCCCUCAUGAUCGACGACCCAAUACACGAUCAAACCUUUUAUCUCCACCCCCCACAUCUCCACGACCUAAUCACCUCCCACUCUGUUCGACCCAUCCGUCUGCACCAACGUCUAGGCGAUACAGUAUUCGUACCAGCAGGAUUCGCCCACCAAGUCAGCAAUUACGGUGAUUGUAUUAAAUGUGCCUUGGAUUUUGUCUCGGCGGAGGGUGUAGCUGUUUGUGAGGAUUUGUGUAGAGAGUUUCGAAGACUUGGAAAAGGACAUGGACGCAAAGGGGAUACUGUUUCGGUUGGGAAAGUUGUUUGGGGGGUUGUGAGGAGUGCGUUGGGUGAAGCUGGUGGUUAGGAAAUGGUUGUUUUGUGAGUGAUUGUUGUAAUGAUGGGUUUGGGGGGACUUACGGAAUUUUGAAUUUCUGGGGUGUAUAUAGCGUCUUUUUGAAAGACUGCAAGAUUUUUAUUAUUUUUUUUUACGUGUGUUUUUGGGUACGGUGUUGAAUGCUACUGUGCUAGAGUAUCAUCUUAUUUUCAGGUUGAAUAACUUUGUGGUAGAUUUUCCAUCUUAUUGUCAGUACAUGGAUUUCGUUGAGAUAAUACUUGGGUUUUUUGACAUGCCUAUAAUCAUAUGUAUUUGACAGUAACAAAGAUUUUG
Spizellomyces punctatus DAOM BR117 is the source of this 3322-nucleotide messenger RNA. RefSeq lists its product as uncharacterized. NCBI's taxonomy places the organism in Eukaryota, Fungi, Chytridiomycota, Chytridiomycetes, Spizellomycetales, Spizellomycetaceae. Bases 101 to 3019 code for a protein of 972 amino acids. Gene Ontology annotation, cellular component: chromatin; histone deacetylase complex. The record is from RefSeq and is a predicted model, not a curated record. Gene Ontology annotation, molecular function: transcription coregulator activity; chromatin DNA binding; histone H3K9 demethylase activity. Gene Ontology annotation, biological process: regulation of transcription by RNA polymerase II. The transcript is spliced from 2 exons.